Messenger RNA from Protobothrops mucrosquamatus (brown spotted pit viper), 1812 nucleotides. RefSeq names its product inositol hexakisphosphate kinase 2 (gene IP6K2). The record is from RefSeq and is a predicted model, not a curated record. Gene Ontology annotation, molecular function: inositol hexakisphosphate kinase activity. The transcript is spliced from 6 exons. Gene Ontology annotation, biological process: phosphatidylinositol phosphate biosynthetic process; inositol phosphate biosynthetic process. NCBI's taxonomy places the organism in Eukaryota, Metazoa, Chordata, Lepidosauria, Squamata, Viperidae. Bases 158 to 1432 code for a protein of 424 amino acids. Gene Ontology annotation, cellular component: cytoplasm; nucleus.
AUUUUGGCCUGUGAGGAACAAAAGAGUUGAGGCGGCUGUUGGUUUGGGAGCCGGUUGGAAGAGACUUACUAACCUGGAAAAAAUACUUUCUGGAGGAACAGUUCUGUGAGACUUGCCUUCACCACCGUCCCAUUGGUCUGUCUAAUGUCCUACAAGGAUGAGUCCGGCAUUUGGAGCUAUGGAAGUGGAGCAUUAUUCCAAAGGCGUCCUCCUGGAGCCUUUUGUUCACCAGGUUGGGGGUCACUCCUGUGUCCUCCGGUUUAAUGACAAGACCAUCUGUAAGCCCCUUAUUCAGAGAGAACAUCAGUUCUAUGAGACUCUUCCUGCUGAAAUGCAUAAAUUCACUCCUCAGUAUGAAGGUGUAGUAUCUGUAAGCUUUGAAGAGGAUGAAGAUGGAAACUUGUGUCUAAUAGCCUAUCCAUUAAAUGGAGAUCAUGAUAACUUGGAAAGUAUAGAUAAUUCUGACUGUGAACCCAAAAAUAAAUUGCUGCGGUGGAGUAAUAAAAAGACUCUUUUGCUAGAAAAUGAAAAGUUAACUAAAGAAUGGGUCAGGCAGCAUAGAAAAGAAGAAAAAAUGAAAAGUCACAAGUUAGAGGAAGAAUUUGAAUUGCUUAAGAAAUCCGAAGUAUUGUAUUAUAGUGUUGAGAAAAAGGGGAAUGUCAGUUCACAGUUUAAGCACCAUAAUCCUUGGAGUAUGAAGUGCCAUCAGCAGCAACUCCAGCAAAUGAAGGAAAAUGCAAAACAUCGAAAUCAAUAUAAAUUUAUUUUACUGGAAAACCUAACCUCACGAUAUGAGGUGCCGUGUGUGUUGGAUCUCAAGAUGGGGACCCGGCAGCACGGAGAUGAUGCAUCUGAAGAAAAGAAGGCCAAUCAGAUCCGGAAAUGCCAGCAGAGUACUUCAGCAGUUAUAGGAGUUCGUGUGUGUGGCAUGCAGGUUUAUCAGCCAGAUUCUGGCCACUUAAUGUUUAUGAAUAAAUAUCAUGGGAGAAAACUUUCAGUCCAAGGAUUUAAAGAAGCACUUUACCAGUUUUUUCAUAAUGGCAAAUAUUUGCGACGAGAACUCUUCGAACCUGUUCUAAAGAAACUAACUGAAUUAAAAUCAGUCUUAGAGAAGCAGGAAUCCUACCGCUUUUACUCCAGCUCUUUGCUGAUUAUUUAUGAUGGGAAGGAAUUACAAGAUGUUGUGGUGGACUCGGACCCAGAAGACAUUGAAGGUCUUUCAGAAGAAUCAUCAGAUGAAUCAGCACAUGCAUAUGCCUACAAGCCUACAAUUAGUUCCGUUGAUGUUCGAAUGAUAGACUUUGCCCACACUACAUGCCGGUAUUACGGAGAAGAUAGCGUGGUGCAUGAGGGCCAAGAUACGGGUUAUGUUUUUGGACUUCAAAACUUAAUACUUAUUAUUAAAGAAAUAAGGGACGAAAGUAGUGAAUAAAACAUUUAGAAUGCAAAACUGUAGAAAGCACUAUAAUGACUCUUUGUAUUCCAGAAAUACUGACCACUUUCUUGUGGUAGCAGCCUGUACAAUCUGUGUUGGGAUAGCCCCAUCAGAGUCAGAGCUGUUCAAAAGAGGGCAUUUCCAUUUAGUGGUGCUAGAUUUAGCACUGACACAACUGGGUAUCUUUAUUAUUUAUUUUAACUCUCGUAAACAUUCCAUAUUUGAUUAUCCAGAUACCUCCGUUAUUCCUGUGUGUAUAUGUAUCAAUAAAAUAUUUUUGUUCAUUGCAAAUGAUGAUGUCCUCUUUCUAAUCUGUCAGUCAUUUAUUAAAAUAUCCUGGAUCUUACUAUUACGUUACACACUCUAACUUUAAAUUG